This is a messenger RNA of Micropterus dolomieu (smallmouth bass), 786 nucleotides long. Its product is annotated as techylectin-5B-like. Gene Ontology annotation, biological process: elastic fiber assembly. NCBI's taxonomy places the organism in Eukaryota, Metazoa, Chordata, Actinopteri, Centrarchiformes, Centrarchidae. The coding region runs from base 1 to 288 and encodes 95 amino acids. The transcript is spliced from 3 exons. The record is from RefSeq and is a predicted model, not a curated record.
AUGGCAGCUGCAAGACCGACACAGAGCGGAGCAGGAGACUCCUUGAGUCUUCACAACGGACAGAAGUUCACCACCUUUGACAAAGACCAGGACACCUGGCCCGGUAACUGUGCCAGAUCAUUCCUGGGGGCGUUCUGGUACAACAACUGUCACUAUACAAACCCUAACGGGGUUUAUCGCUGGGGGGCUGACAGCACUAUCUAUGCUGUUGGAGUGGAGUGGUACCAUUGGAAGGGUAAUAACUACUCCCUGAAGACCUUCAGCAUGAAGAUCCGUCCUGUGCAGUAGUUCUCCAGGACCAACGUACAGCAGAAUAUCAGCAGCUGAUCUCUCUCACUUAUCUAGAACAUAAUUUCACAAGAUGUUUAGAUGGAAACAGCAUUAACACAAUUUAUAGAGGGGGAAAAGAUAAAGAAACCGUUAAAAGAAUAAAAGCAUGCGUGUCUUUCUCUGUGGAUUUUCAAAAAUUAAAGCUUCCUCAGAAAAGCCAGUCAAAAUGUAAAAUGGACAUCGAUAGUUGAUGUGAAUAUUUCCAGUUAAAAUAAGAGUUUGUUUGUGUGUGUGAGCAGCUGCUGGCUGGAAAGUCUUCAGUCAAACAGCUGUUGGUGUAGAGAAAUGAGUCUCUGCUGGUUCAGAUGUUACCUUCAGUCUGCUGGCUGCAACUAAACACACUCAGCUUUAAAGUCAAACUCACUAGUUUCAACACAACGUUUGGUGGAGGUUUGAAACCCUAAUGUGAAUCAUUAUCUGCUGUACGCUGACAAUAAAUGAGAAGCUGAGCAUGAA